UAGUACCACUGUACAAAAGCCUCAGUUGUCUUUAAGUUAUAAAUAAUUCUGAUCAAUCAGAGUGUUCUGCAUAUGUGACGUCACCGUGGGAGGAGGAGCUAAUUCGCUGAUCGGGAAGAGAGAUUCAGUGCACGUGAGAUGGUUAAGAGUUCAGCAGCUGUAUUCAGUUUAGUUUAGUUUGAUUCGAAGACUAAUUUGAGUUAUACUGGGUUACAGUGUGCGUACAUAUGCAAAACCACACACAUACAACAUAUGUAUAACUUAAAAGUCUUCAGUAAAGCAAACAUCAAUCAGACCCAUUGAGUGCUUCUCUUCAAUUAAGAACCAUCAGAUCAUCUCAUUCAGUUCUGGCAGACUGCCUACUGUGUUUCACAAUCCAAACUUAUCAUUACCACGAACCCCUCCAUUUCAUAUGGUCCUUCGAGCCGGAUACAAUGAAUCGCAGUAGAGAGAUGACAUCACGUUCCGAGCCAGUUCCUCCUGUUGUCCGGCCUAGACGACAAAUAAGACUACCUGCACAUCUAGCAGAUUACCAAGUACAAGGAUCAGGCUUUGUGGAGAGAGCACCAUCAGUCAGGAAUCUGAAUGAAGCUGGAAUGGAAGCAGCUGGGCAUAUGUCUGAAAAUGCAUCACUAUCAUCUUCUCCAAAGAGUCAGCCCUCAUAUUCAGAUGAUUACUCUCUUCCAGCUGAAUCACCAGAGCAUGUUCAGCAGUUCUCUGAAUUAAAGUCUAUGUGGAGAGAGAUGAAGAAGGAUACAGAAGAGCUUCACAGCCACAUUCUUCCAGAGAUCUUAUCAGCACUGCAAGGGCUCAAGGCAGAAAAUGCAUCAUUAAAGCAGGAGAUUAGGCAGAUUAAUACCAGUUUUGAGACUUCUCGUCGAUCGUUAGGAUUAACCCCCCGCACUGAUGUGCCGACAUUUGUCCAGAGAAGUUAUACAGUGAAUAAUGAUGCAGUCUCUCCAUCUAGUUAUUUUCAGGGUGAGCAGUUGAUGAGACAGAUGGAGGACCUCACAUUUACGCCCAGGAUGACACAUGCUGAUGGAAGACAACAUACUCACCUUCAGAGUUCAUUUGCAUACUCAGCCCAGUCUGAUAGAGCAGAACGGUAUGACACUGCAGCACCAUCCAGAUAUAGUCAUAUGCCGAUAAAUGAAGAUGUCGGUCUAUCCUCACAUCCACAAUCAGCGUCUAGAAAAGAAAUGGUGCAUACACAAGAGCAGAUGUAUCGAGGUCCUAAGCCUACCAUACCCAGACUCACAGCAGCUGAUCCUCGGCAGUUUUCUCGACUAAGGAUGGCUUUAGAGAACCUUCUGCCAGCAGACGCCAGUGAAAGCUUUAAGUAUCAGAUUUUGACAGAUCAUCUGGACUUAGAAGAGGCCUUGCUAGUGGCGGAUUCUUACUGUAAUUCGGUGAGACCAUAUACAGAUACAAUGCAAGCUCUGGUGUCUAUGUAUGGUCAGCCUCACAAGCUUGUUCUGCGUAGCAUCACUGAAGUUCUGGAAGGCCCCAAUCUCAGGUCAGGUGAUGUGUCGGCUUUCAAGAUUUUCGCACUUCGAGUACGCUCAUUAGUGAGUAUGUUGGAGCAGUUAGGUUCAGAGGGCAAAGCUGAAUUAGAAUGCGGUUCACAUGUGUCAAGACUUCAAAGCAAGCUUCCCCAUGAGCUUCAGAUCAGCUUUAAGAGAUACAUCCACCCUUCUAGGAUCACAGUUCCUACCCUUCUUGACUUUGCAAACUGGUUGGAGUAUGAGCUUCAGGUCCAAGAUGACACCGCUAAAUCAGUUAUGUACGCUCCACCAUUACACACAAGACCUAGGAAAAGAGAAGGCGCUAAACCUCCAGGCCGAUCUACGAGCAUCCUGCUGGGUGCUGAGAAGCCCGCCGGUGAACGUGAAUGCAGGACGUCCGCUCCAGAGCCCAAGCCCAGCUCAGUCGGUUACAGGGAGAAGUCACGUGCUUACUGCCCUUACUGUGAUAACAGUAGUCACUUCCUUAAUGGAUGCCUCAACUUCAAGGAGCUAACUAAGGAACAGAAGGACGUUUGGAUCCGUAAGAACAACAGGUGCUGGAGAUGUGGCCGUAACCAUCACGCAUCCCAAUGCACAUUAAAGGCCCUAUGCAAGACCUGCAACAGAAGCAUUUGCUUAUAUUGCACGAGCUGAAUGAGAGAGUUGGUAACACAACAGAGAUUGAACCUAAGGAGAACUCGUGUCUUGUGAGUACCACAAAGGGCAUUUUGUAUGCAGAUCGUUCUGUUGGGAGCCGCAGAGUCCUCCUGAAGGUUAGUAAAGUCAUCAUUGCAAAUGGAGAUGCCUCAAUGGAAACAUAUGCUGUGUUAGAUGACGGGUCUGAGAGGACCAUCCUCCUCGCCUCUGCAGCUCAGCAACUGAACAUCAAAGGGCAACCUGAAGAUCUGAUUCUGCGAACAGUAAAACAAGAUCAGCAAGUUCUUCACGGAGCAGCUGUCUCCUUUACCGUAUCAUCUGUGUCGCAGCCUCACAAGAAAUACCUCAUACAGCAUGCAUUUACCUCUGAGAGACUGGGCCUUGCUGAACACACCUAUCCAGUGGCUACACUACAAGAAAAAUAUAGACAUUUAGCUGGUCUUCCUCUGCAGCAGAUGGAUAAAGUGCAGCCUGUGCUGUUAAUCGGAUCAGAUUGCCCACAUCUGAUAACACCUAUUGAACCAGUCCGGUUAGGCCCACCAGGGGGCCCUGCGGCAGUCAAAACCCGCCUAGGUUGGACUCUUCAAGGUCCUACUCAUGAGGUUCGUCGUGAGAUCACCCAUCAGUGCUUCUUCACCACUGUUCUUCCCAACACAGAUUUGUUUGCUAAUGUGGAGAAACUAUGGCAGAUGGAUGUGAUCCCUUAUCGCAGCGACAGAGUGGUGACACGAUCCAAACUCGACCAGGAAGCCAUCAGACUCCUACAGGAGAAGACCGUAAGAGUGGAUGUACAAGGUACAAUGCGGUAUGCCACACCGCUCCUUCGACAGCAGAGUAUGCCACAUUUGACUAUGCCAAAGGAAGCCGUUCUGCCUCAGCUCAGGAGUGUUGAGAGGAGACUGCUGAAGAAUUCAGAACAGGCGUCAGCCUACCAGUGUGAAAUCACCAAACUGAAAGAAGCGGGUUAUGUGGCCAAGUUGGAACCGAGGGAGGUGGAAAGCUCCAUAGAGUCAUGGUACAUCCCGCAUCAUAUGGUACAGCACAACAACAAAAACCGUGUUGUCUAUAACUGUUCUUUCCAGUUUGAAGGCCAUAGUCUCAAUGAGUUCCUUUUACCAGGACCCACACUAGGACCAUCACUGCUGUCAGUCCUGCUACGCUUUCGAGAGCGUCCUGUUGCCAUAAGCAGCGAUAUUCGCGGCAUGUUUCACCAGGUGAGACUGCUACACAGUGACAUGCCGUUACUCCGUUUCCUGUGGAGAGAUUUGAUGCCCGAGAAACCCCCUGAUGUGUACCAGUGGCAGGUACUUCCCUUUGGCACCACGUGCAGUCCCUGCUGUGCCACGUAUGCCCUGCAAAAACACGUCAUAGAUCACAGUCAGCCUGGAGAUCCAGUCAGAGAGGUGAUUGAGAAAUCAUUCUACGUGGACAAUUGCUUGCACAGUCUUCACUCUCCCCAAGAAGCAAAGGUAUUAGUCGAUCAACUCUGUGCACUUUUAGCCACUGGAGGCUUCGAGCUGCGACAAUGGGCCAGUAAUUGUCCGUCUGUGGUUACCCACUUACCUGCUGACUCUCGAUCUACUACCUGUGACCUCUGGCUCAGUCAAGGGCAACAAGAUGUCCAUGAGUCUACGCUUGGACUGCAAUGGCAUUGUCAGUCCGACACUCUACAUUACAAGCAUCGAGCCAAGCACACUUCCCCAGCAACGAUGCGUCAAAUCUAUAGAGUUCUAGCCAGUCAAUAUGAUCCUCUUGGCUAUCUUAUUCCCUACACCACCCGAGCUAAGAUACUGGUGCAACGCCUGUGGGAUAAGAAGCGUGACUGGGACGACCCACAGUUGCCUACGGAACUGCUUGCAUUGUGGAAUGAAUGGGAGGAGGAACUAAAUGGAUUGGAGGACAUAUCUCUGCCCAGGUGUUAUUCUCAACUCACCAAAGAUCACUCAUCCUGCAGAUAUGAUGUCCACAUCUUCUGUGACGCCUCCGAGCAGGCGUAUGGUUCCGUGGCUUACCUGCGGAUAGAGCACAAAGAGGGUCAAGUGGAAGUUGCUUUCGUUGCUGCCAGAUCCCGCGUUGCUCCCCGCAAGCAACAAUCCAUACCACGCCUAGAGUUGUGUGCUGCCCUAAGUGGAGCUCAGCUAUUCCAGUUACUGACCACUGAACUUACGAUUCCUAUCAGUUCUUCCAUACUCUGGUCAGACUCCACCACUGUGCUUACGUGGUUGACAUCCAAUUCCUGUCGCUACAAGGUGUUCGUAGGGACAAGAGUAGCUGAGAUACAGGAUAUGACAGCAUCGGCAGUCUGGCGCUAUGUCAGAUCUUCAGACAACCCAGCAGACAUAAUCACUCGUGGCAAAGCUCUUCGAGAUCUCACAAAACAAAGCCAUUGGAGUCAAGGGCCAGAAUUCCUUAAGCGUCCCCCAGAUAGUUGGCCUGUGCCAUCUCCUUUACCACUCGAUGAGCCAAGCUGUGAACUGAAACAGUCAUCCUUCUCUGGGUUAGUGACCACCUCUACACACUCAGUUGACCUUAAACACUAUGACACGCUGACCGAGUACCUGAAUGCAUAUGGACAGGAGCUUCACGGGGCGGCCUACCUCUCCAAUGCUGAUCAUCACAGGGAUGUUCUACAUACAGUCCUCAGUCAAGCUCAAGCAGAGUCAUUUCCUGAUGAGUUGAAACUCCUAAAGCUUGGGAAACCUGUAUCGUCUACAAGCCGUCUAAUCACUCUUUCCCCAGAACUUGAUGCUGUCACUGGACUGAUUCGAGUUGGAGGACGCCUACGACAAUGUGAUGUGCUGGAGGCAAGCACCAUACACCCAGUUGUUCUCGAUCCUCGACAUCCAAUCACAGCAUUAAUCAUAAGGGAUUAUGAUGAGAGGCUGCAUCAUCCCGGUGUUGAGCGGUUAUUUGCAGAAAUCAGAAGAACAUACUGGAUACUGAGAGGUCGUGAAGCUGUUCGUCGACACCAGCGUCAGUGUACUGAGUGUAAGAAAUGGAAAGGACGGCCAGAAGUACCCUUUAUGGCUGACCUACCUCUUACUAGGCAGAGAUACUUUCGCCCAACUUUCUAUUCCACCGGCAUGGACUGUUUCGGUCCUUUCCUCAUUAAGAUUGGUCGACGUAACGAGAAGAGGUGGGGCAUAAUCUUUAAAUGUAUGACGACAAGAGCAACCUAUCUUGAUCUUCUCACCAGUAUUGACUCUGACUCUUUUCUGCUGGCUCUGCGACGGUUUAUGGCCAGACGCGGCAAACCGCAUGAGUUAUUGUGUGACCAAGGCACUAAUUUUAAGGGAGGAGAACGUGAGUUGAAUGAGGCUUUCGCUGCCCUCCAAGAUGACCUAAAGAGUCAUCUGGCUCAACAGCAAAUCAAGUUUAUCUACAACCCUCCAAGUGCCCCUCACUUCGGUGGUAGCUGGGAGAGGGAGAUUCGCUCCAUUAAGGCAGCUCUUAGAGUGACUAUUGGAGCUCAGACCGUUACAGAGGAAGUGUUGAGGACCGUUCUGAUUGAGGUGGAGGGCAUUCUCAAUUCUAAGCCUCUGGGAUACACCUCCUCUGACAUUGCUGAUGUCGACCCGAUCACCCCUUAUUGCUUUCUGAUUGGUCGGCGAGAUGCGUCCUUGCCUCAGGUCAUCUACGAGGAAUCAGAGAUGCUGAGUCGUCGACGCUGGCGCCACAGCCAACUGCUUGCGGAGCAUUUCUGGAGACAUUUCUUGAAGUACUACUUACCAGAUCUUCAAGCCCGACAGAAGUGGACGACUGAAAGGAAGACACUGGAAAUCGGAAAUGUAGUCCUGGUUGUAGAUCCCCAGCUUCCUCGUGCCCUCUGGCCUGUAGGCAGAGUCACACAGGUGUUCCCCGGUGCCGAUGGUCGAGUCAGAACAGCUAGUGUGGAAGUCAACGAGAAGACCUAUACACGACCAGUAGCCCGUCUCAUCCAACUCCCAGCCCUGCCUGAGGACGACUAAGAGAAGAUCUUGACCUUUUGUUAAAUGAACGAAUUCAGUCACUGAAUUCGGGGGCGGCUGUACAAAAGCCUCAGUUGUCUUUAAGUUAUAAAUAAUUCUGAUCAAUCAGAGUGUUCUGCAUAUGUGACGUCACCGUGGGAGGAGGAGCUAAUUCGCUGAUCGGGAAGAGAGAUUCAGUGCACGUGAGAUGGUUAAGAGUUCAGCAGCUGUAUUCAGUUUAGUUUAGUUUGAUUCGAAGACUAAUUUGAGUUAUACUGGGUUACAGUGUGCGUACAUAUGCAGUAAGUUGUGAUUGCUUUAUAUAUAUAAAUACUUUGAUUCGUUAGGUAAUCAUUAGUUAAUUAAUGCAUAGCAUCUGUUUGUCUAUCUGUUUGAUUCAGCGUAUUAACAAUAUUGCUGAUGUCUUUGUUGUGAGAUAUUCAUUCAGACAUAUACAUUGUGCAAUAUGUUAUUAUUGUAAUUUAGUAUUAUGAUGGGUGCAUGUUAUACAAUGAAUCUUAAUUUGCACGUUGCAAUCAUUAGUAUAUGUCCAGACAUGUUUAGCUGACUUCAUGCUGUAUUCACGGGUUAAUGUCGCCCUCUUGUGGACAUUCAAACAUAAGCACCCAUACUUUAGUAUUUAGUGUUUCUAUUACAUUUAUAUUGUGUGUUAUUUAGUUUAAUGUUUAUUAUGGAACAUUUGUAUAUUUAUCUUACUAAGUUUAUUCUUUAAUUC
Misgurnus anguillicaudatus (oriental weatherfish) is the source of this 6845-nucleotide messenger RNA. NCBI's taxonomy places the organism in Eukaryota, Metazoa, Chordata, Actinopteri, Cypriniformes, Cobitidae. The record is from RefSeq and is a predicted model, not a curated record.